Brassica oleracea var. oleracea is the source of this 1142-nucleotide messenger RNA. RefSeq lists its product as uncharacterized. The transcript is spliced from 4 exons. The record is from RefSeq and is a predicted model, not a curated record. Bases 212 to 835 code for a protein of 207 amino acids. Lineage: Eukaryota; Viridiplantae; Streptophyta; Magnoliopsida; Brassicales; Brassicaceae.
UCGAACCCGGGUGGCGGAAGUUACAGCCGCAACCCCUUUACCACCAGAGCUGACUCGUUAUUUCACAGGCUCCUAGCUCGUUGAAUCAUGGUGCGCUUCUACCCUGCUACUCAUCUCCCCCAUUCUAGCGGAAGGAUUUUACGCUAUUAACAACCCAUUUCAGACAAACGGGCCAAAAUGGUUCAGCGAAAUCAAAUGGCUUGAUUUUGACAUGUACCUGAGGAUGGACUUGCCGGGGGUCGGAUCAGAUCCAGAUGUCGUUGAUAUUUCCGUUGACGACUCAAAGAAAGGUGUGACUAUCAAAGCCUUGGCGCCAUGUCUCAACAUAAAUGACUCCUUCCCCCGCAGCUACUAUACCUACAUCGGUCUCGGUUGCCAUUGCUGCGAGAUAUCUAGCGUCGACAACCCUCAAGUAACCGACGGGGUUCUCAGGCAAAUCCUCUCCACGACCCCAAUCAAAGGCGACGACGGGGCUCCAGGCUCUCCCCCAGAAGAAAUCCACAGCCUCCUUUUCCUUGGCACGGAUCCCUAUGACCCGGAGUCAACGGGCAAGAUACUGCAACCACACCCAGGCUUGAGCGAAGGACCGGCUAGUGCUUAUGAGUACAAACAGCUCCUAGACGGCAGCGUAUACGUUCGUUUAGACAUGCCUGGCGUUUCCGACGUUGACAUCAAUGUGGACUUCGUGAAUUAUAGACUGAUUGUGGUUGGUGACGCUCCUACCGUUAGCCACGACUCAGGUGGUCUGUCGUAUUCUGCUGUCGCGGCUCAGUUCGGCUAUAAUAUUCAUGUUCGUUUGAUAAACGCUGAGAUCAGCGGCAGCGGAAAACAAUAAAGCUACAACGAAAACAAAUUUAAUGGUGCUGAAACUAAAAGCAAUCGCCGCUGGACUAUCGGAGUUAAGAAAAUAGAGAUGUAACUGCCGCAGAAAUUUUCCGCGUCAGAUUUGCUGGCUUCAACUUACCGCAGCGACUGAAUAAACAAUUCGGUGUUGACUAACCUGUGUUGUAUUCGCGGAGUUUAUAGUGCAAUUUCGAAUCGCCACCGCUUGCCGCCGCGUUUUGUAAACGAACAGGGCUAAUAUCUUUCCAAUUAACCCUCCUAGGGUGGAGCACAACGUCGAUAACGGUGUGGUUCGCCUC